This is a messenger RNA of Biomphalaria glabrata, 1458 nucleotides long. RefSeq lists its product as uncharacterized. The transcript has 4 exons. The record is from RefSeq and is a predicted model, not a curated record. NCBI's taxonomy places the organism in Eukaryota, Metazoa, Mollusca, Gastropoda, Planorbidae. The coding region runs from base 1 to 1458 and encodes 485 amino acids.
AUGGCUGAGAGUGGUCAAGAAACAUCAAUGUCAGCUUGUCGCUGUGUUCAGUGCAUACAAAACUGGACAACUCAAAGUUCUGCUUUAAGAGUUAAUACUGUGACAACAAACCAAAGAAGAUCUUCUUAUCCUGUGAAUUCAUACACGUAUUCAGCUGCUUUAACUUUUAUAGGUUCUCCUAAUCAUUUGUACAAUGAAUACCCUUCUGGAUCAUUCCAGACUCAAAUGAGUUCCUAUGUGCUUCCAUCAUACGCAACACCAAUCUUCAGAAAUACUUAUGGUCAGAUGUAUAAUGACACAUACUCUAGACCCAGCCCAGCAAGAGGACCAGCGGAGAUAAGAUUCUACACGCCUUCCUCCAGUAGGACGUGGUCAUCACCAGACACAUUUGAAGGUCUGCAUAGACAGACCACACCUGAAACAGUAGCCUUAUCUGAUCCAAAUAAUUGGAUAUAUAGGAUCAAUUACUUUAUACCAUCUGAAACGAGGACCUCAACAAGUGCCCCUCAGUGGAUCAACAACACGAUGCCGUUAAACGAUCUGACAGAGAUUCGUCAGACACUGGAUGUGAUCUCAAGUGAGUCAACAUUUCCAACACAGCUGUCAUCUACGCCGUCCAGCAAUUUACUAUCUUCAAAUAAUCCACCUUCCUUGAUGUCUAGCAAUGCACCAAACAGCGGGUCAACAUUUCCAACACAGCUGUCAUCUACGCCGUCCAGCAAUUUACUAUCUCCAAAUAAUUCACCUUCCUUGAUGUCUAGCACUGCACCAAACAGUGGGUCAACAUUUCCAACACAGCCGUCAUCUACGCCGUCCAGCAAUUUACUAUCUUCAAAUAAUUCACCUUCCUUGAUGUCUAGCACUGCACCAAACAGUGGGUCAACAUUUCCAACACAGCCGUCAUCUACGCCGUCCAGCAAUUUACUAUCUUCAAAUAAUUCACCUUCCUUGAUGUCUAGCACUGCACCAAACAGUGGGUCAACAUUUCCAACACAGCCGUCAUCUACGCCGUCCAGCAAUUUACUAUCUUCAAAUAAUCCACCUUCCUUAAUGUCUAGCACUGCACCAAACACAUCUCAGUUAUCUCUAAAUAUCACAUCGGCUACAGUUCAAGAGUCUUCCAUAGAUUCUAGCAAUCAAUUUACAUUUCAAUUUAAUAAUAAUACCAAUGAACUAAUGGCUAGUGCUAUGGAUUACACUGAAGGAAACAGUGAAUCAGAAACAGAAAUUGAUAGAAAUUUACCAGAAGAAGUUUCCAUGCCUGAGAAGGAAAUUAUCGAUCGUCGGAAGCAGCUCUGUCCUCACAACGAUACGGACGAAUGUGAUGAUGACUGUCCAUAUAGGCAUGGCCGCCUUUGUCAUCUGUGCCUUACACAUAGAUUAAAUCCUUAUAAUCCAGAAUUACAUGCUGAUCUUCUCACCGAUCCUGCCACUCUCAAUAGGUGGCAGAGGCAAUAG